CUCCGCUUCAAUCCGCCGCCCCUGCUCCAGUAGGAACGUUCCCCACCCCGGCAACCCCCCACGCUAGCUACUCCGGAGCACCGGAACGCACCGUCGCCCCCGUCAAGCAGGUUGCGCCGCCCGCCCGUGGUGCCGGCGCUGUGCUGGAGGCGGUGGAGCUGGGGCCGUGGGGAAGCUUCUCGCUGGGGAGAGCCGGGACAAGCUAGAGCGACGGACAUGGGUCACCAGUAAGCCACGGUCAGGGGCAUUUCAGUCCUACCUAGCAGUGGUGAUGGCAAAAAUCUAACAUAAUGGUAAAUUUGGGAUCUUUGCAUAUCAUUCCUUGUUUCUUUUAAGGUCUUAGAUAUUAGACAGAGUUUCAUUGAAACUAAGAUCAGUUGGUUACCCCGCCACACAGAUUGAAGUGUUAUCUGAAUAGGAAUGCUCUGGUGGAUUUGCAGCAAGAAAAACCUUGGAAUGAAUGUACAAGCCACUUAGGGUGCUGUAUUAGAGCUGUAACAGGAUGGGUUCGUUAUGCUGCGUGGCGGCACGGCCUCAUGGGGCUAGCACAGCAAGCCGGGAGUGGUCCUCUAUUAGCCGUAGCGACCCACCCUGGCGUACUGGUGCUGGCUUCUCCCCACCUCUGUCUAGAGGGUGGGAGUACAGGAUCAACUCGGAAGGGCUGUCUUAUGGAUCCCAUGGUGAUAGUGGGGUCGCUGUGAACUAUGGAUCAUCACUAUCAUCAAAUAGUAAAGGGGCUAGUAGGAGCUGGGAGAGGAAUGAGCUUCCACAAGAUCACCGCUACUCUACAUCUGAGGGUGCCAUUUCGUAUCUCAACAGCCCAGAUAUCAGCUUCCAGAAUCACCAUAUUAUGCUACCGAUGCUGCAAGAUUCUAGUGUUGAUGAAUACAUGAGAGUUUCAGUCGCUGAGCCUAUUGGUUCUUUAUUAUUGUCAGAGGGAAUGUCAGGUCAACAUAAUAGUGGUGGUUCCACCUCCUCUUGCUCUGAUGGAAGCGAAUAUGAUAUUGUACCUAAAUCAUACACAUCAACGCCCCGCAACUUCCCAAGUCGUCGAUCAUUCCUGUCGAAGCCAAUCCACCCUGUUUCAUUUCCAGAACAUGCACUAGAAGCACAGGAAACUCGAAGUCAUGUUGCAAGCGCAAGCUCCAACAAUCCUCUGUGCUCUGAAUACAAGGGAACAGGAGAACUUUGCUUCCCGGACUACGGUAGCGGCCGUCACGGGGAGUCAGGAAAUUGGAGUGCUGCAAGCAGCAUGGAUCUUACUGAUCUAUCAGAACAACCCGAAGCUGGACAAGCUGGACUACUGCGUCCUAACAAUGCAAUGCAGAAAACAAGGUGCGACCUCUGCGAGAGGCUUCUGACAAAGAGGUCACCUUGUGGUUCUCGUAGAAUCGUACGCACCGGAGAUUUGCCUGUUGCUGGUGUUCUACCAUGCUCCCAUGUCUACCAUGCCGAGUGUCUAGAGCGGACCACACCCAAGGGGCAGAAGCACGACCCUCCUUGCCCCGUGUGCGACAAGCUGGCUGGUAAAGAUACCGAGCAGUGGUCAAUCUGCAGGUUGAAAAAUGGGUUCCCAAGGUUCCGCUCGCUAGGGGAAGGGCCUUCUCGGGUUUUCAGCUGCGCUGAUGCUGGAGAUUGCGUUGCUGGGGCCGUUCAGAUUCCAAGAUCAAAUAGCAUCGGGCUAUUGACUCGCAGUGGUCACAAGAGGCAUGCAUCUUCGAAGGGAGAGCCCAGCAAAGACUCGGCUGAGACAUCAAGAAAUGCUUGCAUGUAACUUCCUAAUGCACUCAGUAGGUCUUAUGUCCAUGACCUUGCAUUGUUAUAGUUGCAAGGUCUUAUGUCCAUGACCUCGCAUUGUUAUAGUUGCAAGGUUAUGUAUGCAUGCUUACGGAUGUUUUCAUGGCUUAAUGGCGCCGCUAGGAAAUGACAUAGAUAUGCCUGUUUAUCUCCUAUCAUCCCUGGUUUGAUGACAAGGGGAUAGGAGAGGAGAGGAAAUCCCUUGCUAUUCAAAAAAUUUUCUUCACCAUGGAUCCCCUCUAAUUCUCUUGUCGCCAAACUAGCUCUCGGUUAUCAGGUUGCCACUUGUGCAUAAUGUUGUUCAGUUGUAUUGUGCUGGAAAUCGCAAGUAAACUGCUCAUCCAGUUCUAUGAAACUACCGCAAUUACCUGGCCCCUACAGUCUACGGCCCUACAUUGUAACACUGUAUGGUUGUAACGCUGUCAAUAUUGAGACGAGAUUUGAC
Messenger RNA from Zea mays, 2242 nucleotides. RefSeq lists its product as uncharacterized. NCBI's taxonomy places the organism in Eukaryota, Viridiplantae, Streptophyta, Magnoliopsida, Poales, Poaceae. The transcript is spliced from 4 exons. The coding region runs from base 503 to 1774 and encodes 423 amino acids. The record is from RefSeq and is marked provisional.